CCGCGCCAUGGCGCGGGAGAGGCCGUCCGGGAGGGGCUGCGGCGCCCUGCCCCGGUGUGUGCUCGGCGCCGCGCUGCUGCUCGGCCUGCGACUGUGCGCGGAGCUACGGCCCUCCGGGCCCCGGCCCCCGGCCCGCAGCGCCCCGCCGGGCCCGGCUCCCCGGCCGCCGGGGCCGCACCUGCCGCCCGCGCCCGGCCCGCCCCGCGGCGCCAGCAGGAGGCAGGUGACCUACGUGCGCAGCGGGCGCCGAGCGCCUCCGGAGGGCGGCGGGAGCCGGACGCCGGAGCCGGGCUGCUGCGUCCCGCGCGGGAGUCCCCGCCGGAAGGGUCCCCGGUGGCAUAUAGAUCUCCAGCCAUGGGCGGGUCCUGCUCAGUCCCUGGAUGAAGAAGUCUUGAGGUUCCUGAGAUACAUCAGCACCCCCCAGGUUGUAUUCCAGAUUGCAUGCAAUCACAUGAGCACAGACAGCCUCGCUACUGACUCCAGCCCUGCAAAGAAGCCUUGGUCAGUCUGUCUUGAUGACAGGUUUGGCUUAGCUCAUCAAAUCCGCAGCAAGCAAUGCCGCCUCUACUCUUUAGGGCUAGGGAGUGAUGAUACCCAAUUUGAGGUUAGCAUGGCCAACAGUGGAUGUGAGGUACAUCGUUUUGAUCCUAGUGUGAAGUCGGCUCAUAUUCUGGAGAGUCAGCGCCUCUGGUAUCACCGCUUGUCUGUCGACUGGCGGGACCCGCAUCCAGCUGUGGCUGCCCAAAAACUGCAUAGCAACACCAGAAAACUGGGCACCAUUUUGAAUGAAUUUGGGCAUCACAAGAUUGAUGUUCUCAAAGCAGAUUUGGAGAGUGCAGAAUGGAAAGUUUUAGAAAAUCUUAUUCUGGAAGAUGUCCUGGAACAAAUCGGGCAGCUCACCUUUGAGAUCCAUCUCCACUGGCCCGGGUUUGAGAGUAACGUGUGGAAAAUGUAAUCUGAUGAAUAACACAGAAUAUAAAGCAGCAAUAUCAAUGUCUAACUAUGGUUCAAGUUCCAAAACUUUGAUUAAUUAGGAAAUGAUAACAAUAAUUAUAGUAAUUAUUUGCCUUUAAGUAAGGAUUUUCUCUAUCCAUCUAUCUACUCAUCCAGAAGAAGCAAAUGAUUAGAAAAAAAACUUCUAUGAGGGUCUUGGUUAGAAGAAAGUAUUUUUAGGUGUAACCUGGGGAACAAUAUCAUUUAUCAAAUCUCCAACCCUUUAUACCUCUCUAAAGGACCAAUGAGCAGUGACAUUCAAAAUGACCCAAAUGUACUCAAAAGAACCUCAGUCUGAAAAAGGUUCAACUGUUUUUCCCUCCUCAUAUAAAAUUAUUAGCCAAUAAUAAUCAAUAACAGAUUAAAACAUAAGAGCAUUUCUAAAUUAACCAUAGUCUAGGUUCAGAUCAAUCAAUGUUCUCCUAAAAGUAAACAAAAAAAAAAAUGUAUGCAGAUCUCUUAUUUCAAGGACUCUUGGUACAAUGAGCUCUAGAACAAGAAAUGGGUCUGAACACUCUAUGAACAUUAUUACUGCUAGUGAAAAUGUCUGCUAGGCAGUUAUAUUUAAUAAACACAACACUAUUUUCUAAUUAGAACCUGUAAUUCCAUAAAUAAGCUAGUAACUUACAUCUUACACAUAAUCUUCAGUCUGGAAAUGAAAUCACUGAAAAAAACUUUAAUAAAAAUCUAUGAAAUUUUAAAGAUAAAAGAUAAACAGGAUCAACAUCUGUCAAAUUUUCUUCUAAAAAUAUUUUAACAUAAUAAAUACCUUUGGGAGAAAACAUGUCUAUGACAUCUCAUGAAUUUAGCCAAUCAGCAUAACCAUAGGCUGUCCAGUAUCUAAUUAUAAUCUCUUAUUCUCCUUUACAACUGUCUACUAGUCUUAAUAAUCUAGUAUUGUUUAAGAAAACCAAGUUUCCUUUAGUUUGUUUUCUUUUAUCAUUGUGCUACUCUUAGCAGGCACAAGGUAUAAAAGUUUGGCAAACACCACCUGUCUGAAGGUCCUGGUAAUAAGAAUUUUCCCAUUGCUGGGGUCAGUUUUCACUUUGAGGUGGUCAGGGCCUCCCUUUCUGCAAGCUGCCAGUAACACUAGUAAUUGCUUUCAGGGAUGGUUGUAUGUGGUAAAGGAUAGCUCCAGGGAUCCCGAGUUGGUUUUGCUUCCUACUUGUCUUUGUAGCAAGACUGAUCGUCACGUUUCCUUCUGACUAAUCAAACUGGAUCCAAGUUAUCUUCUUUCCCCACCAGACCCUUCAUUCAUCUAACUAUCUAGCCAUAUGAAUAAGAAUUCAAGUUCUGCAUGUUUUAUGUAAGCCUCAUGGUAUCCACAAAGCAAAAAUCUAUCGAGACACGAAAGAGAAACAGAAAAAUCAAAACAUACUACUAUAGAAAAUCAUCAAAUCACAAAGGAAGAGGAAGAAAGAAAGGAACAAAGGAACUAUAAAUAACCAGAAAACAAUGAACAAAAUGGCACUAAUAAAAGUCCAGACCUCUCAAUAAUUACCUCAAAUGUAAAUGGACUAAAUUUACAAAAGACACAAGUUAGUUGAAUGGAUUAAAAAAAAAAAACCAACAAAACAAGACCCAACUAUAUACUGUGUAUAAGAGACUCACUUCAGUUUUAAGAACACACACAGACUGAGAGUGAAAGGAUGGAAAACAUAUCCCAUGAAAAUGGAAACUAAAAGAAAGCAGGGGUAGCUGCUAUACUUGUAUCAAACAAAUAGACUUUAAGCCAAAAACUGCAAUAAGAGACAAGGUCAUCAUAUAAUGAUAAAGAGGUCAAUUCAUUAAGAAGAUAUAACAAAUAGAAGGAUUUAUAUACCCAACAUCAGAGCACCUAAAUACAUAAAGCAAAUGUUAACAGAUCUGAAGGGAGAAAAUAGAUAGCAAGCAAUACAAUAAUAGCAAGGGACUUCCAUACU
Molecule: messenger RNA, 2915 nt
Organism: Zalophus californianus (California sea lion)
Lineage: Eukaryota; Metazoa; Chordata; Mammalia; Carnivora; Otariidae
Gene: METTL24
Product: methyltransferase like 24
Exons: 6
Coding region: 8-955 (315 amino acids)
Source: RefSeq, a predicted model, not a curated record